Messenger RNA from Botrytis sinoallii, 417 nucleotides. RefSeq lists its product as uncharacterized. NCBI's taxonomy places the organism in Eukaryota, Fungi, Ascomycota, Leotiomycetes, Helotiales, Sclerotiniaceae. The coding region runs from base 1 to 417 and encodes 138 amino acids. The transcript has 5 exons. Gene Ontology annotation, cellular component: cytoplasm. The record is from RefSeq and is a predicted model, not a curated record.
AUGAGUGCGCCACCUGCCAAGUUCGAUGCCGAAAAGGCAGACAAUUUUGAAGAUAUUGAGAAACAAUUCGCAGUCAAAGCUGUUCAACAUAUGUCCACAUACUGGGCAAUCCUCGAAAAAGUCCGCGGAUCCUCUCUCAGACUUACAAAAAUCGACAACGAGAUCUAUGAACAUUUGAUGAAGGAUUUCCCAGAACUUGAUCCGGCAGCCACAAUCAAUGAGGAUGAAAUGAAGAGCAAGACAGGAAAAGAGAGAUGGAGAAAUUUCAUGAUGAAAUAUGAGAAGACCGUGGAGGAUUAUAAUUUCGGAACGAUGUUGAGAACGAGUCCAAAAUCUGAAUAUGAACAAGACGCAACCAUUUUUGUCCCAAGAAUGCAAUUCUAUGCUUAUGAGAUUGCAAGGAACCGCAAAGGUUGA